GGGUGCUGGGGAGCAGAGGGGCAGGCUCGGGCAACUCCUCAGCGGCGCCGGCGAUGAUAAAACUUGAGAAAUAACAAGGAGUGGCCUCUCCGCGUCCUCUGGGUCCAAUCCGGUUUCAGAAGUGAAGUUGCUCCCGGCCAGGCAAGCCUGAGAGAGGCCAAAGACACUUAAAAACAAGCAGCGGCGAGAAAAGCACCUCCCGCGCCCUGAACCUCGGCAGGUCUCGCUCUCGGCACCCUCCCGGCGCCCGCGUUCUCCUGGCCCUGGCGCCCGGCAUCCCGAUGGCCGCCGCUGGGCUCCGGCGCUCCGUGCGCGGAGCCGUCCGUCUGCAUCUGCUGCUGACCCUCGUGAUCUUCAGUCUUCCUGGUGAAGCCUGCAAAAAGGUGAUACUUAAUGUACCUUCUAAACUAGAGGCAGACAAAAUAAUUGGCAGAGUUAAUUUGAAAGAGUGCUUCAGAUCUGCAGACCUCAUCCAGUCAAGUGAUCCUGAUUUCAGAGUUCUAAAUAAUGGGUCAGUGUACACAGCCAGGGCUGUUGUGCUGUCUGAUAAGAAAAGAUCAUUUACCAUAUGGCUUUCUGACAAAACGAAACAGACACAGAAAGAGGUUACUGUGCUGCUAGAACAUCAGAAGAAGGUACUGAAGAAAAGACACACUAGAGAAACUGUUCUCAGGCGUGCCAAGAGGAGAUGGGCACCUAUUCCUUGCUCUAUGCAAGAGAAUUCCUUGGGCCCUUUCCCAUUGUUUCUUCAACAAGUUGAAUCUGAUGCAGCACAGAACUAUACUAUCUUCUACUCAAUAAGUGGACGUGGAGUUGAUCAAGAACCUUUAAAUUUGUUUUAUAUAGAAAGAGACACUGGAAAUCUAUUUUGCACUCAGCCUGUGGAUCGUGAAGAAUAUGAUGUUUUUGAUUUGAUUGCUUAUGCGUCAACUGCAGAUGGAUAUUCAGCAGAUCUGCCCCUCCCACUACCCAUCAGAGUAGAGGAUGAAAAUGACAACCACCCUGUUUUCACAGAAGCAAUUUAUAAUUUUGAAGUUUUGGAAAGUAGUAGACCUGGUACUACAGUGGGGGUGGUUUGUGCCACAGACAGAGAUGAACCGGACACAAUGCAUACGCGCCUGAAAUACAGCAUUUUGCAACAGACACCAAGAUCGCCUGGGCUCUUUUCUGUGCAUCCCAGCACAGGCGUAAUCACCACAGUCUCUCAUUAUUUGGACAGAGAGGUUGUAGACAAGUACUCAUUGAUAAUGAAAGUACAAGACAUGGAUGGCCAGUUUUUUGGAUUGAUAGGCACAUCAACUUGUAUCAUAACAGUAACAGAUGCAAAUGAUAAUGCACCCACUUUCAGACAAAAUGCUUAUGAGGCAUUUGUAGAGGAAAAUGCAUUCAAUGUGGAAAUCUUACGAAUACCUAUAGAAGAUAAGGAUUUAAUUAACACUGCCAAUUGGAGAGUCAAUUUUACCAUUUUAAAGGGAAAUGAAAAUGGACAUUUCAAAAUCAGCACAGACAAAGAAACUAAUGAAGGUGUUCUUUGUGUUGUAAAGCCACUGAAUUACGAAGAAAACCGUCAAGUGAACCUGGAAAUUGGAGUAAACAAUGAAGUGCCAUUUGCUAGAGAUAUUCCCAGAGUGACAGCCUUGAACAGAGCCUUGGUUACAGUUCAUGUGAGGGAUCUGGAUGAGGGGCCUGAAUGCACCCCUGCAGCCCAAUAUGUGCGGAUUAAAGAAAACUUAGCAGUGGGGUCAAAGAUCAACGGCUAUAAGGCAUAUGACCCCGAAAAUAGAAAUGGCAAUGGUUUAAGGUAUAAAAAAUUGCAUGAUCCUAAAGGUUGGAUCACCAUUGAUGAAAUUUCAGGGUCAAUCAUAACUUCCAAAAUCCUGGAUAGGGAGGUCGAAACUCCCAAAAAUGAGUUGUAUAAUAUUACAGUCCUGGCGAUAGACAAAGAUGAUAGAUCAUGUACUGGAACACUUGCUGUGAACAUUGAAGAUGUAAAUGAUAAUCCACCAGAAAUACUUCAAGAAUAUGUAGUCAUUUGCAAACCAAAAAUGGCGUAUACUGACAUUUUAGCUGUUGAUCCCGAUGAACCUGUCCAUGGAGCUCCAUUUUAUUUCAGUUUGCCCAAUACUUCUCCAGAAAUCAGUAGACUGUGGAGCCUCACCAAAGUUAAUGACACAGCUGCCCGUCUUUCAUACCAGAAAAAUGCUGGAUUUCAAAAAUAUACCAUUCCUAUUACUGUAAAAGACAGGGCCGGCCAAGCUGCAACAAAAUUAUUGACAGUUAAUCUAUGUGAAUGUACUCAUCCAACUCAGUGUCGUGCGACUUCAAGGAGUGCAGGAGUAAUACUUGGAAAAUGGGCAAUCCUUGCAAUAUUACUGGGUAUAGCACUGCUCUUUUCUGUAUUGCUAACUUUAGUAUGUGGAGUUUUUGGUGCAACUAAAGGGAAACGUUUUCCUGAAGAUUUAGCACAGCAAAACUUAAUUAUAUCAAACACAGAAGCACCUGGAGACGAUAGAGUGUGCUCUGCCAAUGGAUUUAUGACCCAAACUGCCAACAACUCUAGCCAAGGUUUUUGUGGUACUAUGGGAUCAGGAAUGAAAAAUGGAGGGCAGGAAACCAUUGAAAUGAUGAAAGGAGGAAACCAGACCUUGGAAUCCUGCCGGGGGGCUGGGCAUCAUCAUACCCUGGACUCCUGCAGGGGAGGACACACGGAGGUGGACAACUGCAGAUACACUUACUCGGAGUGGCACAGUUUUACUCAGCCCCGUCUCGGUGAAAAAUUGCAUCAAUGCAAUCAGAAUGAAGACCGCAUGCCAUCCCAAGAUUAUGUCCUCACUUAUAACUAUGAGGGAAGAGGAUCUCCAGCUGGUUCUGUGGGCUGCUGCAGUGAAAAACAGGAAGAAGAUGGCCUUGACUUUUUAAAUAAUUUGGAACCCAAAUUUAUUACAUUAGCAGAAGCAUGCACAAAGAAAUAAUGUCACUGUGCUACAAUUAGGUCUUUGUCAGACAUUCUGGAGGUUUCCAAAAAUAAUAUUGUAAAAUUCAAUUUCAACAUGUAUGUAUAUGAUGAUUUUUUUCUCAAUUUUGAAUUAUGCUACUCACCAAUUUAUAUUUUUAAAGUAAGUUGUUGCUUAUCUUUUCCAAAAAGUGAAAAAUGUUAAAACAGACAACUGGUAAAUCUUAAACUCCAGCACUGGAAUUAAGGUCUCUAAAGCAUCUGCUCUUUUUUUUUUUUUUACGGAUAUUUUAGUAAUAAAUAUGUUGGAUAAAUAUUAGUCCAACAAUAGCUAAGUUAUGCUAAUACCACAUUAUUAUAUAUUCACUUUGAGUAACAGUUUAAAAAAUAAACAAGAAAUAUUGAGUAUCACUAUGUGAAGAAAGUUUUGGAAAAGAAACAAUGAAGACUGAAUUAAAUUAAAAAUGUUGCAGCUCAUAAAGAAUUGGGACUCAUCCCUACUGCACUAUCAAAUUCAUUUGACUUUGGAGGCAAAAUUUGUUGAAGUACCCUAUGAAGUAGCAAUUUUCUAUAGGAAUAUAGUUGGAAAUAAAUGCGUGUGUGUAUAUUAUUAUUAAUCAAUGCAAUAUUUAAAAUGAAAUGAGAACAAAGAGGAAAAUGGUAAAAACUUGAAAUGAGACUGGGGUACAGUUUGUCCUACAAUAGAAAAAAGAGAGAGCUUUCUAGGCCUGGCUCUUAAAUGCUGCAUUGUAACUGAGUCUAUGAGGAAAUAGUUCCUGUCCAAUUUGUGUAAAUUGUUUAAAAUUGUAAAUAAAUUAAACUUUUCUGGUUUCUGUGGAAAGGAAAUAGGGAACUCAGUGGAACAGUAGGUUUGCUUUGCAGUCUGUUUCAAGAUUUCUGUAUCCACAAGUUAGUAGCAAACUGGGGAAUACUCGCUGCAGCUAGGGUUCCCUGCUUUUUGGUAGCAAGGGUCCAGAGAUGAGGUGUUUUUUUUGGGGAGCUAAUAACAAAAACAUUUUAAAACUUACCUUUACUGAAGUUAAAUCCUCUAUUGCUGUUUCUGUUCUCUCUUAUAUUGACCAACAUCUUUUUAAUUUAGAUCCAAAUAACCAUGUCCUCCUAGAGUUUAGAGGCUAGAGGGAGCUGAGGGAAGGAUCUUACUGAAAGCACCCUGGGGAGAUUGAUUGUCCUUAGACCUAAGCCCCACAAACUUGACACCUGAUCAGGGCCUGGGAGCUACAAAAUUUCAUUUUUCUCCUCACUGCCAUUCUUCUGAGUGGCAUUGGCGUGAAUCAAGGAAAGCCAGGCCUCGUGGGCCCCCUUCUUUCGGCUUUCUGCUAAAGCAACACCUCCAGCAGAGAUUCCCUUAAGUGACUCCAAGUUUUCCACCAUCCUUCAGCAUGAAUUAAUUUUUAAUCAGUUUGCUUUCUCCAGAGAAAUUUUAAAAUAAUAGAAGAAAUAGAAAUUUUGAAUGUAUGAAAGAAAAAGAUCAAGUUGUCAUUUUAGAACAGAGGGAACUUUGGGAGAAAGCAGCCCAAGUAGGUUAUUUGGACAGUCAGAGGGCAACAGGAAGACCUUCAAGGUCAAGGAGAGACCACAAGGAAUAUGGGUGGGAGUAAAGACAACAUCGUCUGCUUCACACUUUUUCCUAGGCUUGGCACUGCCUUUUCCUUUCUCAGGCCAAUGGCAACUGCCAUUUGAGUCCGGUGAGGGAUCAGCCAACCUCUUCUCUAUGGCUCACCUUAUUUGGAGUGAGAAAUCAAGGAGACAGAGCUGACUGCAUGAUGAGUCUGAAGGCAUUUGCAGGAUGAGCCUGAACUUGUUGUGCAGAACAAACAAGGCAUUCAUGGGAAUUGCUGUAUUCCUCCUGUAGCCCUCCCUCUGGGCACUAAGAAGGUCUAUGAAUUAAAUGUGUAUCUAAAAUUCUGAUUUAUUCCUACAUUUUCUGUUUUCUAAUUUGACCCUAAAAUCUAUGUGUUUUAGACUUAGACUUUUUAUUUCCACCCCCCCCCCCCCCCCUUUUUUUUGAGACGGAGUCUCGCUCUGACGCACAGGCUGGAGUGCAGUGGCUCCGAUCUCCCCCUCCCGGGUUCACGCCAUUCUCCUGCCUCAGCCUUCCGAGCUGCUGGGACUACAGGCGCCCGCCACCACGCCCGGCUAAUUUUUCGUAUUUUUAGUAGAGACGGGGUUUCACUGUGUUAGCCAGGGUGGUCUCGAUCUCCUGAUCUCGCGAUCUGCCCACCUUGGCCUCCCAAAGUGCUGGGAUUACAGGAGUGAGCCACCGCUCCAGGCCUUGUUUUCCGUUUAAAGUCUUCUUCUUUUAAUGUAAUCAUUUUGAACAUGUGUGAAAGUUGAUCAUACGAAUUGGAUCAAUCUUGAAAUACUCAACCAAAAGACAGUCGAGAAGCCAGGGGGAGAAAGAACUCAGGGCACAAAAUCUUGCUCUGAGAAUGGAAUUCUCUGCAAGCUUAGUUGCUGAAAUUUCCUGCUGUAACCGGAAGCCAGUUUUAUCUAAUGGCUACUGAAACACCCACUGUGUUUUGCGCACUCCCUCACUCACCAAUCAAAACCGGCCACGUCCCCGAGACCUUACUAGUGCCGAUAAACUUUCUCGAAGAGUAGCCAGUAUCACUUCCCUGUUUAUAAAACCUCUAACCAUCUCUUUGUUCUUUGAACAUGCUGAAAACCACCUGGUCUGCAUGUAUGCCCUAAUUUGUAAUUCUUUUCUCUCAAAUGAAAAUUUAAUUUUAGGGAUUCAUUUCUAUAUUUUCACAUAUGUAGUAUUAUUAUUUCCUUAUAUGUGUAAGGUGAAAUUUAUGGUAUUUGAGUGUGCAAGAAAAUAUAUUUUUAAAGCUUUCAUUUUCUCCCCCAGUGAAUGAUUUAGAAAUUUUUAUAUAAAUGUACAGAAUGUUUUUUCUUACUUUUAUAAGGAAGCAGCUGUCUAAAAUGCAGUGGGAUUUGUUUUGCAAUGUUUUAAACAGAGCUUUAAUAUUGCUAUUAAAAUAAGUUACUUUGCUUUUAAAGAAACUUGGCUGCUUAAAAUAAGCAAAAAUUGGAUGCGUAAAGUAAUAUUUACAGAUAUGGGGGGAUGUAAUAAAACAAUAUUAACUUGGUUUCUUGUUUUUGCUGUAUUUAGAGAUUAAAUAAUUCUAAGAUGAUCACAUUGCAAAAUUAUGCUUACGGCUGGCAUGGAAAUGGAAAUACUCAAUUAUGUCUUUGUUGUAUUAAUGGGGAAUAUUUUGGACAGUGUUUCAUUAUCAAAUUGUCAACAUCAUUAAUAUAUAUUGUAAUGUUGGGAAGAGAUCACUAUUUUGAAGCACAACUUUACAGAUGAGUAUCUAUGUAUACAUAUGUAUAAUAAAUUUUGAUUGGGUAUUAAAAGUAUUAGAAGGUGGUUAUAAUUGCAGAGUAUUCCAUGAAUAGUACACUGACACAGGGGUUUUACUUUGAGGAGCAGUGUAGUCAAGGGAAAACAUGAGUUAAAAAGAAAAGCAGGCAAUAUUGCAGUCUUGAUUCUGCCACGUACAGGAUAGAUAAUGCCUGAACUUUAAUCACAAGAUGAUCCAAACAUAAUGGUGCUCUGUGCUUCACAGUGAAUCUUUUCCCCAUGCAGAAGUGUGCUCCGCCACAAACGUAAGACUGAUCAUUUCAAAAAUCUAUGAGUUAUCUCAAAAGACUUACAUUUUAAUAUAGGUUGAACCAAAAUUUCAAUUCCAGCAACUUCUAUUGUAACCAUUAUUUUUAUGUAUGGCUUCAAGAAUGUUCAUUGGGUUUUUGUUUGUAAUAGCAAAAUACUGGAUACAUUUCAUGUGUCCCUCAGUAUUGACUUGGUUGAAUAUUGGGUCAUAAUGGUUGAGAAGCAUGGACGCUAGAGCCAGAAUGCUUGGAUAUGAAUCCUGGAUCUGUCACUUACUUCUGUGUGACCUUUGAAAGGCUACUUAUUUCCUCUCUUAGCUUUCUCAUUAAAAUCAAUGGACAAAGCCAA
Pongo pygmaeus (Bornean orangutan) is the source of this 6938-nucleotide messenger RNA. RefSeq names its product desmocollin 3 (gene DSC3). Gene Ontology annotation, biological process: homophilic cell-cell adhesion. The transcript has 16 exons. Bases 282 to 2972 code for a protein of 896 amino acids. Lineage: Eukaryota; Metazoa; Chordata; Mammalia; Primates; Hominidae. Gene Ontology annotation, cellular component: plasma membrane; desmosome. Gene Ontology annotation, molecular function: gamma-catenin binding; calcium ion binding. The record is from RefSeq and is a predicted model, not a curated record.